Messenger RNA from Nannochloropsis gaditana CCMP526, 382 nucleotides. RefSeq lists its product as uncharacterized. The record is from RefSeq and is a predicted model, not a curated record. The annotation marks the transcript as partial. The transcript is spliced from 3 exons.
GGGUGGGUUCCUCUUCGGCGCGUAUUCCACUGUCGAGAAACUCACGAACGGAGCCCUCAUCCUAUCCAUCCAGGCUUGGAAGCAAACGUCCUGCCCGCCCACGUCGCUUCCCACUGCCGCCUCUUCUUCCUGCGGGCUCCUCCUCCGGCGAGUCCUUGUCUUCCUCCCCCCGACCGCCGUCCUGGUCGCCAUCGCCGCCUGCUACGCCCUCGCCCCGUCGUCUUCCGGCCUUGAAGAUGCUCCACACCGCGACCGUGCCGGGCCCUACAAGUACAUCCGGGUCAAGAGUCGUGUGGGGGGGGACGUGAACAUCGACAUUCUUUUCUUCCAAUUCUCACAAGUGUGGUCGUGCAUGUGUCUUUUGUACACCUUUUCCACAUGA